CUCCGAGUCACACUUCGAGUCACACUCCUGCUGAAGCCCGAUCCUCCCAUGCAGUCCUCUGCCCCUUCUCCCAGCUCCCACCCCCUCAGCCAUUCGAGGCUUUCAUCUACCCCUCAAACGGCGUAUUAGCGUACCAGCAACCCCAGAUCUCCGCACCGCGCAUCCAGCAACGGCUGCCCUCGCACAAUGCCCAAGAAGCACGCCCCCGCAUACACCCAAACAAAGCCAACCUAUGUCCACCCGUCAUUACAGAGCUCGCGCUCAUCGACACCCUCUGCGCCGUCGACACCCCAGACGGUGAAUCAGCGCAUACAACAGCUGCGCCGCGAGCAGACACCCCGCCCGACCACGGAGCAGAGGGAUGAACUCACAUUGGCAGUAAGCAGCCGCACCGUCCCGCCCGACUUACGGCGCAUACUACGCAUCCCGGAGGUUAACGCGCCGAAACCAAAGCCCGGCACGCGUACACGCAGAACCAUGGGAGGCGCGAGACCACCGCCUGGGCCUGCAGCGCCGAGUAGCUGGCUGGAGAGGAGUCGGCAUGCGCCCGCGCGAGUGCGGAGGUUGCAGAGGGAUCUGAUUGGCGACCUUAACGGCCCGCCGAGGUUCUCCUUGUUGGCGAGGGUCACGGAUGACGAGUUCAAGCGCUUGCCAUCGCCGAGGAGCUUGGUCCAUCAUUGUCUACGCACUUUCGCCUUGAACUGGGAGGAGCUGUCGGAGUUCGAACAGCACUAUCUUCCCACGCUGCCGCUGUCACUGAGAGAAGUCUUGCUGGGCUAUCUGACGGUAUACGCGAAUAAGGGGUGUAUGGACUUCCGGUCCUUCAAGAUACUCUUUCAGAGCGAUGAGGCGGGGGGCGCAUCAGGCUGGGACGAGACGCGCUUCCUCGACCUCACCGGCAUGUUGAACGAGAACUUCAACCUCAACGACCUGGCGAAAUGCCUCAAGCGCCCGACUACACAAACCACGCUGGGGCUGGAAGAUCUAAGUAUAGACCCCACGACCCCACCCAAAGGCAAAGAAAAGGCUCCCAUCUCGGACUCCUGGGACGACGAAGACGAGACCGAUUCCCCCACUACGACCCCCUCUGUCCUUCCCGCACACCUCAAAACCCCCUACUUUUCCAAUCUCAGCCGCCUCUCUCUCGCCCACGCCGGCCUCUACGCAUCCUGGCCCGACCUCCUAAAACUCUCUCCAAACCUAAGCAGAAUACAACACCUCUCCCUCGCCUACUGGCCACGGCCCUCAUCAACCCCCAACGCAACAACCACAUCCAUGAUAUCAAACCACACAUCCAUCGCCCUGGGCGGCUCACACUUCUACUCGGACCUCGACGACGACUGGCACGAAGCCGCCAACAUCCUGCGCCGCCUAAGUCUCAACACCUACUCACUCCUCUGGCUCGACCUCGAAGGCUGCACCUGGCUCAAAGCGCUCACACUGCGGUUUCGCGUCUCCGAGGGCCCCCGCGCAGGCCCCAGCUACGACGUCGAUACCUGGCAGCCCGCCGCCACCAAGAUCCUCGGCCCGGACUGGAACGACGCGUGGAGUCGCGUCACGUAUGUGAAUUUCUUCCAGGGCUGGAUUCCAGCAGAUAAUACGGCGAUUCAAAAUAUGCCCGCGGGGAUUGUGCCGGUGCAGCUUAUGGUGUGGCUGCGCGAGAAUAGGGGGAAGGAGGGGGAGGCGUGGAAGAUGAAUGUGGAGGAGACGGGGAGUGCGGUCGCGGAGUGGGUGCAGAGGGAGAAGAACGCGAGGAGUGUGGCUAGUGAGAUUCAACAUGCGAGGAAGAGUGGUGUGGGGGAGUGGUGCGAGGUGGAUCAUGGGUGGGGGAGGGAGAAGGUAUCGUGACUUGUUCCGCAUUUGAUUGUGGGGUGUUGAUGUGGGGGUGGUCAGAUGCGGGGAUGAAUAGAAGAUGUUGUAGACCAUGUUGCAAUAUCAUAGUAGAGGAUGGGAGAUGUUCAUUGACGUGCUUUUCUCCAGUCUAGGAGACCUGAUAAAUCUGUGUUUGUACACUCACUACACCUCAAGAUAUACUACAUAGAUAUCCCAAUCCAAGACUA
Dothidotthia symphoricarpi CBS 119687 is the source of this 2060-nucleotide messenger RNA. RefSeq lists its product as uncharacterized. The record is from RefSeq and is a predicted model, not a curated record. NCBI's taxonomy places the organism in Eukaryota, Fungi, Ascomycota, Dothideomycetes, Pleosporales, Dothidotthiaceae. Bases 187 to 1848 code for a protein of 553 amino acids. The transcript is spliced from 2 exons.